CCUAACACGGGUCAGGGAGGUGCAGAAGGCUUCCGUCUUUCGCUCUGUCUUUCCUUUUGCCGAUGGAUGUUUGCUCAGAACAAUUUUGCAGUUGAGGGAAGUCAAUGGGGGUGGGGGGACAUUUCUGGGAUUUGCUAAAGCCAUAUGCACGAGCCGAAGGUUUUGAUUUCUUGAGGGACAAGCGAGUCGCUGUGGACCUCUCCUUCUGGAUUAUCCAGCAUCAGACUGCUAUUAAGGCCCAUGCUCGGAAACCUCAUCUACGACUUACCUUCUUCCGCACCAUCAAUCUCUUCUCCAAGUUUGGAGCAUAUCCAGUCUUUGUGGCAGAUGGGACCCCUUCGCCGUUGAAAUCACAUGCUAGGAUUUCAAGAUUUUUCCGUUUUUCUGGCAUUGAACUAAAAGAUUUUCCGGUGGAUGAAGACAGUGUUCCCGUUGAGAGGAACCGUGAAUUUUCAAGGCAUGUUCAGGAAUGUCUCGAACUUGUGGAGUUACUUGGAAUGCCUGUACUAUAUGCUAAAGGAGAGGCAGAAGCACUCUGUGCCCAAUUAAAUAGUGAAGGUUACGUAGAUGCUUGCAUCACAUCUGACAGUGAUGCAUUCCUAUAUGGUGCGAAAUGCGUUAUAAAAAGCUUCUGCUCUAAUGCCAAAGAAGCUUUUGAAUGCUACAAUAUCGAAGAUAUUGAAGCUGGCCUUGGGUUGAAGAGGAGACACCUCAUAGUCUCUCUUCUCGUUGGAAAUGAUUAUGAUUUAAAUGGUGUUCGGGGGAUUGGGCUUGAUACGGCUCUUCGUUUUGUUAGAUGUUUCGGUGAAGAAGAUGUGUUGAAUAGAUUGCAAGAUAUUGGCAAUGGGAAAGUUUCGUCAGCUCCCACCAACAUUAAAUCUGCUGAAAAUUGUGUUGACAUGGAGGGGAACUUUCCAAGCCGAAAACAGCUUCAUUGUUCCUUUUGUGGGCAUCCGGGCAGCAAAAGAGAUCAUAUGAAAUCUUCUUGUGAAUUUUGCAUAACAAGUGAUGAUGAAGGUUGCUUGAGAAAACCAGAGGGUUUUACCUGUGGUUGCCCUUCCUGUGAUAUGGUUAGUAAACGAAAGGGGCAGAGAAGGAGGGAAAAUUGGUACACAAAAAUUUGUCUCAAAAUUGCACAAGAGCUCAAAUUUCCCAGAGACGAAAUAAUUGAAAUGUAUUUAUGUAAAGACAGUGGUUGCCUUCCUGCAAGUGAUGAUCCUUGCAUCUCAUGGGGCAAACCCAAGAUUGAGAUGCUGAUAGAUUUUUUAAACUUUCAUCAGCAUUGGGAUCCAUCUUACAUUCGACGACAGCUAUUUCCUAUGAUGUCUACUAUCUUUUUGAGAGACAUGGCUAAUGCUCCUGUAGAAAGUUUGGUACUUGGGACAUUCGAGCUUGAUUCAAUACAGCGUGUGAAGAUAAGAUAUGGAUAUCAAUCUUAUGUUGUCAAGUGGAAAUGUGCAGUUGGCAACGUUAGCUGUACAGUUCCAUCUCAUGACUCUAGCAUGCAGCAAGCAGAUGGUAGUGAGCAUGAUGAAUUUGUGGAUCUACUAGAUGAUUCUAGUAUUUCUGAUAUGGGUGAUGGGUGUAGCUUCCUGCUGACAGAUGAAAAUAUGGAUCUUGUGAGGGCUGCUUUUCCAGCAAAAGUUGAAAGGUUUUGGCAAGAGCAGGAACUGAAGGGAUCAAAAAUAAGAAAGGCUUCUACCCCACGAUCUCUAGAGAAGGAGAGUUCAUCAUUAAAAACAAGUAGUAUUCAACAAAGCAUUACAAAGUUCUACCGCUCAGUGAAAACGCAAGAUCAUUCAAACAGGAAGCUGCAUCUGAUAGCUUUGAUGACCUUGACUGUGGGACCUUAAAAGGCAAAAGAACAAUGUCCAGUCCAAAUCUUACGAAAUCAGCAAGGCGUCGCCUUUUAUUUAAGUAGGAUAUGUUAAACUUGUAGAUCUCAUGAGUCCUGAAAUGCUUUUGGAGAAUGUAAUUAUCUUACCUUUCCGGUUUAAUUACAGUUUGAGCAUAAACUGGCAUGUAGGUUUUUUUUUUUUUUUAAUUUUUUAUUUAAUGGUAGGCAUGUAAAUUUGUAGUGUAACAUUAGGCUUCUUUUGGCAUGUCUCGGGUGGGUUUUCAGAGGUGAGGUAACUUUUUGUUAUUGGCUUCUGUUUCUUUUCAAUGAUGUAUCAAUCUCAUUUUCCUUUCUGUAA
Messenger RNA from Neltuma alba, 2195 nucleotides. Its product is annotated as flap endonuclease GEN-like 1. Bases 105 to 1853 code for a protein of 582 amino acids. Gene Ontology annotation, molecular function: 5'-flap endonuclease activity. Gene Ontology annotation, biological process: pollen development. The record is from RefSeq and is a predicted model, not a curated record. The transcript is spliced from 8 exons. Lineage: Eukaryota; Viridiplantae; Streptophyta; Magnoliopsida; Fabales; Fabaceae.